UGAGUCUUUUAAAAGAAGGUUGGACUUUUACUUUAGUUACAUUAAUAUUAAAGAUUAUUUCGGGUGUUAUGUAUACCAAUAAUCUUAAGUAUUAAUAUGUAAGAAUGCUUGUAACUACCCAAACACAAGUCCGAAAGGAUACAUAAUUCGUUAAUUGUACCAAGCAAUGUUUGAAGUUUGAGUUUCGCUUUUGUGGUACUUUCAGUCGUGCGUUACGCUGAUGGCCAAAAGCAAUAAUUCUGUUUUCGACCCAUGGAAUACUUUUUACGAAACCCCAGAAGAGCAAGCUGCCAUAAAACAGAGAGCGAAAAUGAGGGAUGCAAUGAAGGUUGAGUACAGGAAACGAUAUACAAAUCCAUUCAACCCCCCAAUGGGUCAUUUGCACGAUCCUGCAUUGCAACACCAUUUUUCAGCCCAGGUUACAUAUGCAGAAUAUUUACGUCCAUCCCCCAAAUUGGGACUAAUCGCCCUUGGAGUUUUAGGCGUAGGGUGUCUAGCGAUGGUAAUAAAAGGAAGGCUUAAGCAUCACUGUUAUACACGUAUUAUCGUGUUGUGACUUAUUUAAAGAAUCUAAUUACACGGAACUACUGAAAUUCCAAAACUUCUGCUAUUCACUACUUCCACUGUUUAAAUCUUAUGUCAAAUUGAACAACAGGCUUCCUUAACCAGGACUUUGGCAUCUCUCACCAUCCAUAUGCGUCGUGUCUCCCAAACAUCCAUGUAAGUUAGAAGUCCGGUUGUUCACUUGACCUCACCUAGUCAGUAUAAAGGACCAACUCAGUUGGUCCUCUAUGUACCUGGGAGCUCGACAUCUACUUCUUGUGGUAUAGCACUAAGUUCAAAAGCAAAAUAGGUUCUCUUAAACAGUAUUAUGAUAGACAAUCACUUGUGUGCUGUCCGAUUAAACGGGACAGUUACAAAUCAGAAAGAUAGGGACAUAUAUCACCACUUUUUCGUCCAGCCCCCUCCAUACGGUCCCACUCAAUGCAGCUCAAAUAAAGCGAAAGACAAAUUUUAUAGAAAACUUUCCACCUUCCAGUAGCUAAGUGCUUAGAUGUAGUAACGACAGGGUGAUUUUAAUGUCCAUUUAAGUGGUCUGAAUCAGACUGAAAGGCAUCUGUGCGGGUCUCACAGUAUCGUAGCUCAUCGAUAGAUAGUGGCGACCGACUACUGCAACUGUGCCCAGAUAACCGUUUAUUUCGAACAGGCAUCAGCUUUAAGCACAAGGAAAGACAUCGUCCAACAUGGCGGCCCGCAAGAUGGACAACUUAUUAGAUUUAUAAGAAAUCACGCUGUAACUACGAGCAGUGGUAGUAGCGAAAGCAAAAGAGAUGGAAAAGACAGGGGGAAUAGAUAACUGUAGACAACUAUUCAGACUCAUUAAGGAAACAGGUGUUAAAAAUCCAACUGUUAGGGGAACUAUUUUAUAAAACGAUGUGACCACUAUUCACUCUCGAUCCGGGGGAUUAGACUGAUAGCUAAAAAAUUUCAAGCAACAGUUCAGUUGAGCUCCAACUACACUCUGUUUGCCCAAUAUUUCCAAACAACCUAAAUGGUAAGUUAACGCAAGCCUCUAACUCUUAGUGUGGCUGAAAAGACCAUAGGCAACCCGGAGCAAGGUAGAGCUGCAAGUGCAGAUGUAAUUAUGCUGGUGAGUUCUAAGGAUGGGGUCCAGUUUAAGCAGUAAGACUGACAGAAAUCCUAGAAUUCGGGAACUGGACAUGAUUCCACUUGACUAGUCUGGAUUGCUGGUCGUCUUAGUUUAUUAGAAAGGACAAAAUUCCUCUUGCGACAACCACAGAGGAAUCGGCCUGAUUAAUAUAGUGUCCAGAAUAAUAAUCUCUGUAAUAACUCAACUGUUAACUAAGGCCCGUGAAGAGAAAACUUGGGGAAUAAAAUCUGGUUUCAGACCUGGACGUGAGUAUGUAGACCAGAUCUUCACUCUUCCUCAAGUUUUAGAACCCAGAUAUGCUUUCCGACUCUCAACUAUAAUUGUAUUCCUUGGUCUUAAAGUAGCGUUCGCCCCUGUUGAUCAUUAGUUUUUGUGGCAAUGGUUGUUUUUAAAAGGUUUCCCGAGGAAGUACAUCAAUCUUACACAGGCUGUUUACCCGAACACUGCAGGUUUAGUAAGAGCUUAUAGCGAACUGUCAUCAGAAUUGUCAACUUCAAAUGUGCGGGCAGUUAUCGUUCCUGAAGAGAUUUUAGUAUUUCUAAUAAAAUUUAACUAUUCUUGUGACCGCCUUAGCAUUUCACCAGGGUUGUCCACUUUAUUUAUAUCUGACUUCUUCAUAGACAUCUCUUUAAAGACAACACUCGUCUAACUUUUUUGGAGGUUGGCCUCGUAACCUGAAAUUCACUCAUCGACUCGCAAUACUCAGAUGACACGAUUCUAUUAGGUGAAAACGCUGACAAAGUGUAGAGUUUCCUAACCACCCUAAGCAAUAGUGCCACCAUGUUUGGGAUGAGAUUCGUUCGCAUUAAAUAUAAAAUAUUUCUUCAGGACUUCAACACUUCAGUUAGUAAUAGAAAGUGAAGUAGUUGAGUGCGCUAACCACUUCACUUAUCUUGCAAAUCUUAUCAGAUCUGAUGUACUGGUGUCUGACAAAUUCUCAACACAAAUCCGAAAAGUUCUUUUGACUUUAACCAACUUGUAUAACCCGUGGUUUAGGCAAGCCGUUCGUCUACCGAAUCAAAGGAAGAGUUUACCGUUCAAUAGUUUACUCUGUUCUAUUUUAUGGGUGUCGAAAAUAGCCAUUAGGAAGAGAGGAUAGUCAUAGGUUACUGGUACUCGAUCAUAGGUGUCUUCAAACCAUUGCUCGUGUAUUUUGAGACUUCAGAGUGAGCAGUGCUAAAGUUAGGCAUAAGGGACUUGUGGGAGAUAGAAAAUUGGCUGAUGAGGUAGUAAAUCUUUAUCCACUGAAGCGGUUGGGACAUAUGUUACUUAUAUCCAAUCACCCUUUACCUUGGCGCGUGAUGUCUGGUGUAGGAGUAGGCUGGGAGAAAGCUAGUGGCGCUCAAAACAAGGGAUGGCAUAAAAUAGUGAAGUCGCUGAUCGUUGGAUUAAGUCAUGUAGGUAAGUGUAGAUUACCUGAUUGAGGUCCACGCAAUUAUCGUAACCAGUCGUUAGAGACUGGGUGUCAUUGCUCAGAAUCGUCCAUAAUGGUGCAGGUGCAUUCUGAUUUUAUCUUCCUUUCGUUCUCGAAUCCCGACAUUCCACAUUUUUUUGUUCCGAUUAUUUUCUACCACUAUUGAUGUAGUAAACAGAACACAGGUGGGGACAACGGAAUGCAUUUGACACAAAAUUACAGGACUUGUUAAUAAAAUCUAACAAUCAAAUAGUAAAUACGUAAUUUGCAAAAUGUCCAUCGAUUGUCUCAUAAUGACUCAGAGUUCAUUGUUCUUUCAUUUUCAUACAAAUUGCAUUCUGUUCCCAUUCUUUACUGUUCGAUCCUCUUGUCUCUCCGCUUCCAGACAUUCUGUUCAAGAAUAACGUCAUAUACUACUUAUGUCGAUAUAAGUAGCACACACCACACUGAUACUGGUUAUCACUUUUAGUACUCUGCGAUUUAUCUUGAUAAUUUUAUCUUGCAGUUCCCAUGUGGUGUUGCAACUUAAGUUGACUAGUAUAUCAGGUUCUACGUUGUGUAUGACUGACAGCUGCGUAAGUCACUUAGUGUUAUGUGGAAUAUGUUGCUAGGUAAUCUAAAUAUGGUAAGAUCUACUUGAGCUAAACAUCCCAAUACUCUUGAAUAUUUUAGUAACUUAUUGUCUAACCAAACAAAUAUAAUGUUGUUUUAAUCACCUAAUCUUACUCUCAAAUGGAGAGACCAUUAAUAAUUAAGUACACGCAUGCGGCAAUCGAAAAAUGAGACAGUAAUAAUUCAUAGGAUUAUUGAUUUUAUAUAUUUCACGUCGUUGUGUGUAUUUAUUCUCUGUCACUGUAACCGUAAUGUAGGAGGGAAACUAGUAUUGUUCUUUUUAAUUAAAGUUUAAACAAUAAUCCAGUAUAAAUUGUUAUAAAGAACUUUUAGAUUGUUCUAAACUAUUAUUAGUUUUCACAUGCUUAUAUUGUAUUUGAUUCAAUACCAUAUGGUUAUUUGACUUUUGUUUUUCCUAAUAGAAACGCCGGUUCCAAGAAUAUGAUUGUGGUGAAUUGACUUAUCGAGAAAGAUGGGGAGGAAAUACAUGGUUAUAAAACUCUGUAUGAUUUCUUUUAACUUUGUAACCAAUUCAUUAGUUAAUUGAAAUAAAUUAGAUCACCUUAUAACCAUACUUUUUUUUCAGUCUUAUAGGGAUGUUUAGUAUAAAAAAAUAUAACGCUAAAUAAUGAACUCUAUUUUUUGGGAAGAGUGGAUGUUUUCAAUUAGGUUUAAACUAUGAACUUACC
Messenger RNA from Schistosoma bovis, 4387 nucleotides. NCBI's taxonomy places the organism in Eukaryota, Metazoa, Platyhelminthes, Trematoda, Strigeidida, Schistosomatidae. The record is from the annotation of a GenBank genome assembly.